AUAAUUUUUCACAAAAAGUUCCUCCAGAGAAGCAUAAUUAUCUUUGAUAAAAGGAUACGCAACAUUAUUACAGAGCUUAAUUUCUCUGUCAACAGAAAAGAAUGGAUAUGAUCGCGGUGGCUAUAGCCAUUGGAUUUGUGCUCUUUCUGCUGUUCCUUCUCAGAAACCCCUUUUCAACCAGUUCUAACCCUAAUCUUCCCCCGGGCAGCUUAGGCUGGCCGCUACUGGGUGAGACUUUACGAUUUCUAGCCUCCCAAAGGGCUAACGGAGGUCAGAAAUUUUAUGAGCAGAAAAUUAAGCUCUAUGGAGGAGAUAUCUUUAAGACCCACUUGCUCGGAUCCCCUACAGCGGUCUUCUACAGUCCUGAGGGAAACCGCUUUCUUUUCUCCAACGAAAACAAGCUUGUUCAAAGCACUUGGCCAUCUUCUGUUGCCCACUUGUUUGGAAAUUCUUUACUCAGUAAAGUUGGGGACGAAGCAAAAGAGCUGAGGAAGCUGCUGCUCAAUUUCUUAAAGCCCGAAGCUCUGCAAAUAUUCGUGGGCAGAGUGGAUUCCAUUAUCACUGACCACGUUAAACGUUUCUGGCUUGGGGGAACCCAAAUCAAGGCCUUUCCUGUCUCGAAGCGUUGCUUGUUUGCUGUGGCUUGUUCUCUUUUUCUCAGCAUGGAUGAGGGGCCGCAGCAAUCUGAUUUGUAUCGCCAUUUUAUUGACCUAUUGAACGGAAUGAUCCAGAUUCCUCUAGAUUUUCCUGGGACUCUGUAUCGGAAAGCCAGAAUUGGGAGUAAUCAUAUCCGUGAAAUUCUGCAGACUGUGAUUGAGAAGAGGAGAGCGGAUUUGGCAUCCGGUUCCGCUUCCCCACAGCAGGAUCUGCUUUCCUUUCUGCUUUGCAACGCCGAUGGGCAUGGGAAUGCGCUGAGCGAUGAUGACAUUAAGGAUAACAUUAUGCUGCUUCUUAUGGCAGGUCAUGACACCAGCGUUGUGACUGUAACGAUGCUCUUGAGGCAUCUGGCUCUGAAUCCGGACUGCUACCAGAAGGUUCUUAAAGAGCAAAUGGAGAUAAAGAAGGAAAAGGAAGCAAGCCAGGUGGAUUUGCUGCAGUGGGAUGACCUUCAAAAGAUGAAGUACACAUGGAGAGCUGCCCAAGAGACGCUCAGACUUUAUCCUCCAGCAGGAGGCACCUGGCGAAAAGCUAUUGUUGAUAUCUCCUAUUCUGGUUUCACUAUCCCCAAGGGAUGGAAGUUAUUUUGGACAACUUCUUCAACUCAUAAAAAUGCAGAAUAUUUUAAGGAUCCAGAAAAAUUUGAUCCAUCAAGAUUUGAAGGGAAUGGGCCAGCACCUUACACAUUUGUACCAUUUGGAGGUGGCCCACGAAUGUGUCCAGGCAAUGAAUUUGCACGUAUAGUAAUUCUUGUAUUUAUCCACAACAUUGUUAAAAAUGUUGAAUGGGAUUUAGUAAAUGUGAAUGAAAAGGUGAUUAUUGAUCCAAUGCCUGCCCCAGUAGAGGGCCUGCCCAUCAAUCUUCGUGGCCGCUCACUCACUACCUAAAUUUCUUUCUAUAUUGCUGACAAAGUAAACACAAAAAUCAAUUGUAUCAGUGGCAAGUAAUAAGUAAAAGCAUCGAAAGGUGCUAUUAAAUGGUCUAUAGCCACAAAUAUUGUAGUCUUAUUAUUGAUCAUAAAAAAUUAUGUUUAUUGAUCAUUUGAUAUUACUUUUUUUAAA
Molecule: messenger RNA, 1718 nt
Organism: Cryptomeria japonica (Japanese cedar)
Lineage: Eukaryota; Viridiplantae; Streptophyta; Pinopsida; Cupressales; Cupressaceae
Product: cytochrome P450 716B2
Exons: 3
Coding region: 102-1544 (480 amino acids)
Biological process (GO): sterol metabolic process
Molecular function (GO): monooxygenase activity; oxidoreductase activity, acting on paired donors, with incorporation or reduction of molecular oxygen; iron ion binding
Source: RefSeq, a predicted model, not a curated record